Molecule: messenger RNA, 1872 nt
Organism: Octopus sinensis (East Asian common octopus)
Lineage: Eukaryota; Metazoa; Mollusca; Cephalopoda; Octopoda; Octopodidae
Exons: 5
Coding region: 264-1406 (380 amino acids)
Source: RefSeq, a predicted model, not a curated record
CUCUCAUCUGGUACAAAGCCACCAUCCUCAAAACUACUCCCCGCCCUGCACCUCUCACUUGAGGGGUUUUGUCUUGAAAUUAUUUGGUGACCUUACCACUGCUAGUACCACAUAAAUAAUCCCCAGUACACUGCAGAGUGGUUAGCAUUAGAAAGGACAUCCAGCCAUAGAAACCAUGCCAGGGCAGACAGUAGAGUUUGGUACAGUCUUCUGACCUACCAGCUUUUGCUAAACCAUCCAAUCUAUGUCAGCAUGGGAAACGGAUGUUAGAUGAUAAUGAUGAUGAAAAGCCUUCAGGUGAAAGUGAUGAUAGUUGGCACCAUCACAGCUGUUUCUGGGCCUCUGAAGAAUAUCAGUGUUUUUCACUGAGGUGCACUGGCAAUCAAAGAAAAAGCAUUACUGACAUAUUUCACACGGAAAGCCAACACAUGGACACGUUAAAGCAUGGAAGACCAAAUGCGGGCUUAGUUUCUGCCGAAGAUGCUGAGAAAUAUCAGAUGGUGCACAUAGGUUUUGGUGUGUACAUCCAUUCUGACCAAUAUUUUGAAGUGAUUCGUAAGAAGACUGAUGGUCAAGCUAUGGUACGAAUUUUAAUGAAUUUCUUGUUCAGCAAGGACCAAAUGAAAAGUGGGACUUUGUCUGUACGAGGAUGCGGAAGGUUAUUAAACCCUUUGCUUACGAAAGCUAUUAUCUUGUGGGUUCAGAAGAACCAGGAAGGUAAUUGUUCCCCAGUGACCCUGCGACAAGCAAUGUACAGAAAACUUUCAUAUCAUAAAUGGAGAGCUAAGAAAGAGCACGUGAUGCAAGCAUUUUCCCUGAAGAGCGAUCCAAGCAUUACUACAAUCAUCAAACAAGAAAGCGAUGAGACCCACUUUAUCGAGCCACCAGUGUCUGUAACUUCUGCGUCUGUGAACUCCUUGUCGGUGUUGGGCAGCUUCAGCAGUACGGCUGUUCCCUCCAACAGCUCUAUGACGAACACCAAUAUUAUUUCUACAAACCAAAACGAUGUCAACAUACCGAAUAUCGCGGCCAUCAAGCAACAAAUACACCAGUUAAACCAACAAGACACCAUUAACCGGAUUACGUUGCACCAGCAACAAUCUGCACAGACUUUGUUACCGUUUGAACUCUUACCUCAGAAUAACGAGGGUUCAGCGUCACUUGUGACCAGUGCCAAUGCCACUUAUUCAACUAGUAUAUUGACUCCUUUAGAACUGAUUGCCAAAGAGAAAGGUGGGAUCACGGUCAACAUGGACUGCCUCAACACGUUGUUGUCGUUUGUCUGCUGUCCGACGUGUCAUUCGCCUGUCAAUCACAAAGAAACUAUUCAGGGCUUUAAAACUGGGAUUCUCUAUUCUUUGCAGUUGUUCUGCAUAAAUGGGCACCUUAUUGGGAACCCUUCAUAAUACUGGUGACGCAAAUCACAAAACCACUUCCCUAACAAAAAAAAAAAAAAACCAAAACAAAACAAAGACACAGAAAGAAAAAAAAGAAAAUCUAUUUUUUUUCUUUUGAAAUUUCUAAUUAUUUUAUUGAUAUUCGAUAGACGUUUUUGACAAAGUUGUGUUAUGAUGAUGUCUAUUUUUAUCCAGAAUUCUGAUAUCUUGAAAGAAAAAAAAAUCUCUCAAAAUUUCUUAUGUCACAAUGAAUUUUUAAAGGUUUUUUUUUUUAAACGUUUCCUUUAUGGGCAGGUCCCCUUUCAGAUGUUUAUGUGAAUAUCAGCUACAUUACUCAUUAACUAUACUAAUUAAUAAUGGCUUUUCUCAUUUGUAACAUUUAGACUUAAUGUUUCCUCCUGUGUAACCAGUAGAGAAAGACUUGCACAAACGUGUGUGUGUGCGUAUAUAUAUAUAUAUAUAUGUAUGUCUAAUG